Molecule: messenger RNA, 7050 nt
Organism: Anopheles funestus (African malaria mosquito)
Lineage: Eukaryota; Metazoa; Arthropoda; Insecta; Diptera; Culicidae
Gene: dan
Product: protein distal antenna
Exons: 2
Coding region: 2087-5110 (1007 amino acids)
Molecular function (GO): DNA binding
Source: RefSeq, a predicted model, not a curated record
CGCUCCCAUCUCUCGGGUUUUUAUCCUCCAAAGCAUAGCUAUGCUCGGCUUAAGGGGUGAGCGGUAUAUCAUGUGUACAUCGCGGACGCUCUGUCGCUUUCCCUCUCGCAGCAUAAAGAAGGAGAGCGCGACGGCUUCGGUUUUCGCAGCCAGCGCGAGGCAACACUGCUUCGGGUCAUCUCGGGACGCGUAAAACGGACCAACGGCACAACAUCACUUGUACGCCAAUUUCAAUUUUAUUUUACGCGUACGAGGCGAACGGUGUGUAUUCUUCGCGCUCCGCUGCUACUGAAAACGCGCCACAAAAACACUCUUGCUGUGCAGCCUUGCAUCCUUUUUGGGGGGAGUUUGGAAUCGAAAGCCGCGAAAUGCAUGCCGUGAAGUAGGCAAACCCAGAAAAAGAAAAUGUGAGUGUGCGAACUGCUUUACCACUGAGAUUUGCGGUGGAUAGCAAAAUCGGGGCGGCGAUAAAUCAUCACCCGGUGCGGUUUAUAUUAAUGUGGUAAAAAGAAUAUAACACGUGCGGUAUUAUCACUGUACGUGAUCGGUUAAUGUGUGAGGCGUUACAAAAAGAAACACAAAGUGAAAACAACGUGUAAAAACGAAACGCCAAAAACAUAUUGGUAGUGCACGAAAAAUCACACUCUCAAGUGGAUUUUUUCAAAAGGAAUUGGUUUUCCAAACGAUGUAAAAGUGCUAAGUAAUACUCACAUAAGACACCGUGAACACAGCAGUGCAAAACGUUGUCGCAAAGAAACACAAACACAUAAAAAUAAGCGAAAUAAUGCACCCGCGUUUUUCGUUAUCGGCUUUCUUCCUCUGUCCGUGCGCGAUCGUCUUCUUGUUCACUAUGGCUUCCGUUGUACGUAGCAGUUAGUACGUUCGACCGAUCUGCACUUUUGCAUCUGUGGUGUGACCCGCAUGGCGAACGAGGUUUGCAACCGGCGAAAACGCACUACGCACCAACCGCGCGAAUAUCAGCAGUGAGGAUCCACAACAUAGCCAACAGCAACGUCAGUUGGGAAUAAGUCAAAAGUUUAACUCUGCUAACCUUAACAUCACGGCGAUCACACGGAUGACAGUGCGAAUGUAUCAUUGUUCUUGUCAUCUCGGGUUCGAUAGCACAAAAGGUGCGUUCUGGCACGCGCGUACCCGGCACAUUUGCUGUGUGUAGUAGUACUGUAGGUAACAUUUGAGAGAAAUUCCACUUGCCACUUAAGCGUUGUGCACUUCGGUUGUGUGGGUGACAUUUCGCGGAUUUAUAGUGUGAUGAGGAUCGCGCAGCAGAGAGCGAUGCGAGAGAUUAACCAAGAAUAAAACGAAACGCGCGCGUAUGAAGAAUUGCCUAUGUCCAAAGGACUCAAGACACACAGCUGUACGGAAAAGUGUGCAACGGAGAAUUGGAACCGUGAGCGACGCUUCAGUGUGGAAUAAGUAUUAGUGGCAAAAUAAAAGUGAUCAUCUGGAAGCUGCUAAAAUUCCUGACGCGGUAGGAGGAAACAUACGCUUCAGGUUAUAAAGAAACAAAUAUCGCGUGUGUUACAGUGAGUAACGUGCCUGUUUGUACCGUGUAGAAGCGCAAUGAACGCGUUCUUAAAGCGUUUGAUGAGUAGCGUGUAUGUAGCAAACAACUAAUACAAGAAAUAUAGCGCUCAAGCAAAUACAAAUAAUCCGAGCAAAUUACCGUGUGCAGAUCGCGCUCUGUGCGUGGCUCUGUGUGUGUGUGCAGUGCGGUGCGUGAAGUAAAGUUCUGUACGGACCCGUGCCGGGGUCAGCAGAGGGCAUAACGGUGGAGGUAACCAGCGCCACCAGUAGUGUCCACGGGCUCGAGGGAACCGGCUUCGUACUGGCCCGUAAUCGUCAACAACAUCCCCAUCAUCAUCACCGGCAGAGGCAACGCCAUCGCCUGCACGACCAGCGGCAACUCGCCACGACGACGACGACGCUCGCCAGCAACGCAUCCUCCACCUCACUAGCAACCGAAAGGUUAAUUACGUUCGGUAAAAUUAGGAGAUACCGGGAAACGAGUGCCGCCUCACCGUCGUCGAGGACGUCGCCGGCAACGCCAAGUGCACAAUCGCUUCUGAUGAUGAUGAUGGCCACAGCGACGAAGGGCAAACGCCCGCUCCGUCACCUCACGGCGACGGAUAAAAUCGACGCAAUCCAACGGAUUCACGACGGUGAAUCGAAGGCGUCGGUAGCGCGUGACAUCGGCGUGCCGGAGUCGACGCUGCGCGGCUGGUGCAAAAACGAAGAGAAGCUACGCUACAUGUCACGCCAGUCGGUGGAAAAUGCGGAAAAGCUAAGCAACGAGGCAACCGCAGCCGCCCUCACAGCGGCCGCCGCUGCCGAACUGUUCAGCGGACCACCGGAGAAGCGGCUAAAGCUCGAGUCGGCCAUGUUCGGUGGGAAUGGCAAGCUCAAGUACGACGAUAGCUUCUACAAGGUAGCGGCAGCUGCCCGCGGUUCCCUGAACGGGCUCGAUCUGUCCGGCGGUGGAGGCGGUGGUGGCGGUGGCGUCGACAAAGCUGGCCCGCUCGGUGUGUCCGGUGGGGACAUUAUCAUGAACGGGUUGGCCGGUGCAUCGGCGGCUGACUUCAGCCAGUUUGCAAAGACGGCGGCCGAAAUUAGCGCACUCAGCAAAUCGAAGGCGUACGGCGCGGAUCUCAGCAAACACCAUCACCACGGCGGUGAUCCGACCAAGUCCGAUCAUCACCUCUCGAUGGCGGCCAUCAGUCCACUGACGAGCCUCAGCCACCUGUCGGGCAUGUCCGGGUUGGGUCAGAGUCCGCUAGCGCUUAGCUUCAACGAUAUCGCUACCAAUCUGAACCUGAUCGCACAACUCAACAACAAUCACAACCUUGCGACCAUGUCCAGUCUGGCGGGUGGACUUAACAGUGCUGCAGCUGCAGCGGCAGCCGCCCAAUCCCUGCGUAACGUUCGUCCGAAGGGUUCCGGAAGUUCGGCGGCAAACAACAAUGGUUCCGGUGGUGGAGCAGGCAAUGGUCGGGGUAGCAGUAUGCAGGACAAUGGUAACGGCGGCGGCGGCGGCGGAGGAGGAGGAAUAGGAGCUGGAGGUGUUUCCGGUAAUGGAAACAGUACGGAUAAAUCCUCCUCGGGUGGCAGCGCAACCGUUCCAUCGCUGACGGUUCGCAAUCUGGCCAAGCUGCAGCAACAGAAAAGCUCGUCCGGCGAGCUCCUCGGUAAUGGUAUGCUUCACCAACAGUCCCACGCUGCUGGCUUAUCUAAUCUGUCUGAGCAGUAUAGAAAAUCCAGUAACCAAUCUAGCAAUCCCGCCACUAGUACACCCACUACAACCACUACCAAUGCUUCCGUAGGUCGUGACACGAAUGCCGCCCCCGUCGACGAUGCGCUCUGGUACUGGCUCAAGUCGCAGCAGGCGAUGCUCGGUCUGAACAAUCUGUACACCGCGUUACCCCGGGCAGCCAGCCACAGUCCACCGACGCCGCCACCACCGAUGGGACUCACAUCCGUGACGGUUGGUGCCGGAUCUCCGAACCACGCGCAGACUACACUUCCACCGACGGCACACACCCCACAUACUCCGCCACCACCGCUAGUAGGGCCACCGCUCGUCAGUACACCUCAGCCAACGCCACCAUCGUCGGCACCAUCGCUUACACCGGAGGAUACGAAGAAUUCGUCCUGGUUCUGGCAGUGGUACAAAACCUUCGGCGCAUCCCUAAUGCCGGGUGGUACUGCUGGAGGGGCUGGCACUGCCGCGGCGGACAGCAAACAACAUCUGCGAGAACAGCAGCAGCAACAAGCCGCCCAGCAGGCAGCAAUUGCGGCAGCACUGCAUCAUCACAACAACAACAACAACUCGCUAAGCCAACAGAACCAGAACAACGGCGCGUCCGGUCAGAAGGGCAACGGUGGAGCGGCAGCAACGGCCGCUUCCCUGACGGCGGCCUACGAGAACAUCCUGUACUCGCAGCUGACCAAGGGUUCGUCGGCGAACGCAGUCGAUACGCUCAACAACAACCAUCAUCACCAUCUAAACCACCAUCUCACCGCACAUCUCAAGAACGAACCGAUGGAUCUCAAUAUGAGCGGUGUGAACGAUGGCGAUUCGAAGCCGGAGGAUCUCUCGAACCAUCACGCUGCCAGUGGAAAGGAUCGGAAUGGUGCAAUCGGGAAUGGUGAUAUGCGGCGUUCGCGAUACCACCACAACUCACCCAGUCGACCUUCGUCGGCCUCUUCGGUUGCGUCGUCCGCGAUGAGUGCUCACGGAUCGCGGGAUGGAGGCGAUCGUUUGAUGCCACCGACGCUGGCACGCACUUCCGAAGAUCGCGAAGAGGACGAAGCAGCCGCACUCGAUGAUGGUGAGGAGCGUGGUUUGAAACCGUCCACUACCUUGGAGGAAGCCACAUCCACCGAUGCGGUGGUAAAUGCCAGUGGCGGUCACAAAGAGGAAGACGACGAGGAGGAAGAUAGAGAGGAACGGCACGACAAUGGUCAGCGUAUGGCGGAGGACGAUGAAAGCGUUGCUCACGAAGAUCAGGAACAGCGGACGGAGAAGGAACGAAAGCGCCAAGGAUUGAAACGACGCAGAUGUUCCUCGGCCGAGCUUGUCGAAGCGAAGGAAGCGCUUGAUAACAUUCUGUUCAGCGGUAACAGUAACGACCGGUGCUCCACUGUCAGCAGUGCAGCCGCAUCUCCACCUCCGGCACUGCUUGCAAUGGCGGUUCGGGGACGAUCGACCAGUCCGGUCGGUGCAACGAUCGGUGGUGAACACAAUACCGAAGAUGGACCGCUUCAUACCGAUACCAAGGGCGAUACGACCGGAGACGAUGCCAAGAGUGAAACGUCGGAUGACUCGAAUCACCAUCAGCGCCAUAAGGUGGCCUCCGUGGCCGUAGCAGACAUUCGCAACUCCGCCGAGGCAGUGGAACACGGUGAGAAGUUCCUAAAGUGGCUCGAAGCCUGCAGCGACCCGAACGUGACCGCAAUGCAGGUGGUGCAGUUCAAGUACCUGCUCAACAGUAUCAAGCUGAGCGCCGAACGGCAGCUGCAAACUGCAACGGCGGCCAGUGCAUUGACCGGCAACGGACCCGAAGAACGCACCCGUAUCCGGAAGCGCAAGUAAAUCCGCGAACAGUCGACGAACUAACGAGAUCGUUUCAUACUGUUCUUGUUGUACAUAAUGAUAUAUGUCUGCCCAGCCCAGCUUGUGUCGGUAGGAUGUUGUUAGGGUUUGUUCUAGAGAAGGCGACAGGCAGUGGGUUUAUAUUUUUUACACAUAAAGUAAACUCCCACAAAACCGGUGGAUGUAAGCGUUUUAAGGGCACUUGCAACGCCACGUAACUUAAGGGCGAUCUACAUUAAGUAGUUGAAUUUUUUCAUUUCUACACAUUCCUCAACAAACAAAAGUCGAAAUCUAUAGGACAAAUGUGGCUUUAAGAUAUUUUUGUUCUUUUUGUUAACUAUCUAAAAUACGAGUCCAUGCUCGUUUACAUUCCAUUCCCUUGAAAAAGUUUUAUUUUACAUCGUUACGACUUCCCGUAAGUGAAAAUUCACUUUACAUUUGUAUUUGAAUUUCUAUCUAUUAAAUUGAUCUUCCGUUUACUGUGUUUAUCCCGCAUCUUUCGCACUUUUAUUUUAUUAAAACUGAUCUGUUGGAUUAUCAUACGUAGGCUCUUUGUUAAUAAGUUUGUAAAUAGCGGUUCGAUUAGAGCACCAGCUGCAGCAGACGAUGGCGAAGUCGAUUUAAGAAAAAAAACUGGCCAAAGCAAACAUUACGUAGGUUGGAUAUUAUUAGAUACACAUUCGGAGAACAUGAAGCCGGGACAGAAGUUAAUCGUACCCUUCCAAACGUAGACGGCAGAUGGAUGUAAUCAAUAUGAAAGUCCAACUAUAACCGAUCAUGAUGAAGAUGCCAAAUGUACAACCUCUUAGAAUGCACAUUAACAUUAUGUAGUUGUACGAAUGCAGUCGCGAUCGCAGAAAGGAAACUAGUAACGCAUAGCAUAGCACUACACGACCUGCUAACGCAGGAGAGCUGUGUUAGUUUUCCACCCCAAAAAUCAAUUAAACUUAUUCGUGUAUGUGGGUCGUUUUCUGCAUUUAAGUUUACACGCCAGAUCUCGUAGAGUAUGUUUUAUCGCUGGAUAAUGGAGAUCCGUAUGCUCUCACGCACUGAAUGGAUGUUCUUAUGUGUGUUUUUGCUCAACAUAAAAUCGUAAACUAAGCAAACAUAUUUCAAUCUCUAAUCGGUAGUAAAGCGGAAAACUUUUAGGGCCAAAAAUUGCUGCCAAGUGAAAGCAGAAAGAAGCGUUCGAAGAAGGUGCACAUUCUUCACAUUAGUAAAAUGAGUUUUUGGGGAAAGAUUUUGGGAAAAUGCAGCACAAACUAGCCACCGUAGUACCGUACUGCUGAUAUCAGAUAUCUUUAAAGGUAUCACAAAGAAGAAGGAGAAGAAAAAUCAAAAUCCUGUGACGAAUCGUAAAUGUGCAGUAUUCCAUUCACUGAUCAGAUAAAAUUUAAUAUAUGUAAUCGUUUCAAUCGUCGACAGAGGGAGCAAAAAGUCGGUCGGGGAAACGGAACAGAACAGAAGGGAGUCAAAAUCAGCGCUAAACAAAUUUGAGAAGAAAAAAGAUCUAUAAUUAUAUAUAUAUACACAAAACACACAAUUCUAUAUAUUUAGGCGAAAACAAAAACGACGAUUUAGGCGAGCGCGACAAACAAAUGUCAUUGUGAUUUUUUGGACUAUUUCCUAAUAAACGAAAAAUUCCUCUAGCGAAGACGAUAAUAGAGAGACGGCAGUAAGCAGCGGGGGACGAAAUGGCGCUAGUGUUAGCGAUAGUGUUAGGAUUAACAAUUUAGCGGCAAAAUGCGAAGGGGGCGUAAAAGCGAGAAGAAAAUCUUUGCAAAAGAAAAACACACAAACACAAACAAAAACACACUGAUAUUCCUAUGUAUAAACAAGAAACGUGAACUAAUGUAAAAUUUGAACUCUAUCACUAAAAGAAAAUGUUGAACAUACAUAAAUGAAAUUUGCGAAUACACACACUACAUUUAAAAAAAACU